Acaulospora morrowiae is the source of this 852-nucleotide messenger RNA. Lineage: Eukaryota; Fungi; Glomeromycota; Glomeromycetes; Diversisporales; Acaulosporaceae. The record is from the annotation of a GenBank genome assembly.
AUGGCACAAAGUUCAAAUAUCUCGAGAGCAAGAUAUAGGAGAACUGUACCAUUGUGGGAACGCAUCACAAGUUGGCCGAGCGAUAAACUUGUGGAACUUCAAGAAGACUGGGCGUUAAAAGAUUGGGACAAGAUUGAACACAAUCUUAGUUUACCACUUUCGAUAUUUUUGAAUGGUCUAUCAAUAUUUCUGAGACUCGGUCUUCACCCUACGCGUUCCUCAUUGGCGUUUUGGGCACGUAUUUUACAAUGGUUUGAAUGGUCAUUAUUUUUAUUAAGUAUUGUAAAUACGAUGUAUGUUUAUUCUAGUUCAAAAAAGUACCAUUUAUUUGAACGCGAAAUUAAAGAUCGGCCAAAUAGUCCAAAUGCGCAUUUGCAACUAUUAGGUGGUAUCCCUCCUUCUUGGGCACUAGGGUUUCCCGGAAACAUAUUAUUUACUUUGUUUCGUCGAUUUACUUCAAACAUAAUUCGAGACGAACGUCAAUGUGUUUGGGUGCUUGCAAUGUGGGAACCCCCCGUUCUCUUUCUGGACAUUUUUUGUUACUAUUCUCCUGCACAAGUAUUAAUCCUUCAUUACCUUGAUUGGGAUAAUUGGCGAUAUAUCCUCCCUGCAGCAGCAUUUAUUGGACUUCACGUGGACAUGUUUAUACCUCAAACCGGUUAUUUGAUAUCUUCUCGUGCUCAACAGCUCACAAUUUUAGUCAGAGCAUUUCAAUCAUUAAUCAAAGAUAAACAGACAGUUUUCGGCGAAGUCUAUAACGAAUACAAUAUGAAAUUAGUUUAUCCUCACCUGUUCGUUCGUAAGUAUGAGGUUUCUACACAAACCGUUCCCGUUUCUGGCUGGACUAGUUAA